Messenger RNA from Telopea speciosissima, 999 nucleotides. RefSeq lists its product as uncharacterized. NCBI's taxonomy places the organism in Eukaryota, Viridiplantae, Streptophyta, Magnoliopsida, Proteales, Proteaceae. The record is from RefSeq and is a predicted model, not a curated record. Gene Ontology annotation, molecular function: aspartic-type endopeptidase activity. The coding region runs from base 1 to 999 and encodes 332 amino acids. Gene Ontology annotation, biological process: proteolysis. The transcript has 3 exons.
AUGGGAAGCAGUGAUAGGAAAAUCACCUGGGAUGGAUUCAAGGUGGCUUUUGAUGAUAAGUAUUUCCCACCUUGUGUAAAGCAAAAGAAGAUCUUUGAGUUCAUGCAUUUAACUCAAGGAAACCAAACAGUGAUGAUGUAUGAGAGGAAGUUUGAGGAACUAUCUAGAUACGCACCACACAUGGUGAGUACGAAGGAGAUGAAGGCUCGACAGUUCGAGCAAGGCUUAAGGGUGGAGAUCCAGAAGAGUAUUUCUCCCAUGCAACUGAAGACAUAUGCUGAAGUAGUCCACAAAUCUCAGAUUUAUGAGGCUGUGGAGAAGAAUGCAACAAAGGAUGAAGAAGUUGAACCAAAGAAAAAGUUCAAGAAGAGUUUUGCUACCCAUGCAGCAAACAAGGACAAUUGGAAGAAAUUCCAUAAGAAAAAGCCCCAAGGAAAUGUUGACUGCAAGAAGUGUGGAGCAGCCAGAGUGAAACCCCCAAGGAGGGCAAGCCAAUCAAAACUCCCAGAACAGAAAGGACACUUAAGGAAACUAGAAGCCAAGAGCCUCUGGUGGGUUUUCGCAAUGACUAAGAAGGAUGCAGAGGCGUCUCCCUCUGUUGUGGCAGGUAUGCUGAAAAUCUCUGGAAUACCUGCUUAUGUCCUAUUUGAUUCGGGAUCCACUCAUAGUUUUGUAUCGAGUACCUUUGCUACUAAAUUGAAUGUUGUGUCUAAAGUUUUGAAUUACCGGUUGUGUGUGUCUAUACCUUCUGGAGGAAUGAUAGAGACAGAAUUAAUUUGUGAAGCAUGUGAUGUGGAGAUUAUGGAUAGAAAAUCAACUACUGACUUAAUUCUGUUAGAAAUGAAGGAUUUUGAUGUUAUACUUGGAAUGGAUUGGCUAGCAACAUAUCAUGCGAGUGUUCUUUGUUUUGAAAAGAGAGUGGUUGUAAGACCUAUGAAGGAACCAGAGUUCAAAUUUUCUGGGAUGAUGAUAGGAACCCCACCAUCGGUGAUAAUUUAG